Apis laboriosa (Himalayan honeybee) is the source of this 1954-nucleotide messenger RNA. RefSeq lists its product as uncharacterized. Lineage: Eukaryota; Metazoa; Arthropoda; Insecta; Hymenoptera; Apidae. Gene Ontology annotation, cellular component: cytoplasm; actin cytoskeleton. Gene Ontology annotation, biological process: actin filament polymerization. The coding region runs from base 272 to 1381 and encodes 369 amino acids. The transcript is spliced from 6 exons. Gene Ontology annotation, molecular function: protein binding. The record is from RefSeq and is a predicted model, not a curated record.
GAAUUUUGUAUCCAUAUUACAAGUUUCGUGUUCACAAAUUUGCAUACAUUGUGUAUCAAUUUUCAUUGUUUCAAUGUUAUUUGUACUUUUUUCGAUUUCCAUAUUUUAACAAAAAAGAACAUUAUAAUAGUAAAAAUAAAUAUUGGCAAUUAGUUUAAUAAUUCCUAAAGGAUAGUCAUCUGGAUGAAAAUUUUAGGAUUCAUCUUGCUAUAGCAAAAGCAGACGAUUUUUCUACGCUUUAGUAUUUAAUCAGUUUUCGUGAAGUGAAAGAAUGCAAGUUAUUGGAAUUGAUGGUCGUGUUGUUGGCUAUCUUUUUUGUUUUCUGAUACUCCAAGCAAAAUUAACAAACUCCAGAACUUCUUGGAGACUCAGUGCUGACAAAGUCGUCAAGACAACAGAUUUCGUGAAUACAAUUGAGGAUGAUCCUAUUUUCGAUAUCUUGGCUAGUAGCAUUAAUGUUGGAAAUGGACAAAGUUGGAGUAGGACAGCUAUUUCUGAAAAUUAUGAAAAAAUACAAUCAUAUUGUCAAGAUUGCAAAAAUGUUGCUUCUGGAAAUCAUGAACGACGAUUCUCGUCAUACGUGUUGAAGGAUACAUCAAAUGCCACUGAAUCUUUUCCUCUAUCAUCUCAAGUAUCAAAUGAACAAGUUAUGUGUGCUUCUGGUCAACAAUGUGAGGAUAUAAUUCUAGACUGUGGAAAGCCUGUUAAUUUCACUUAUUAUGAUAACUUGCUUGGUGUUGCAAAUAGAGAUAAACAUCCAUUAGUUCCAGAACCUAAUGUAGCACUUAUGUUUAAGAAAAAUGGUGGCAAAACUAUGGAUGUUGAUAUUGAUCUGUUAGAAAAACGUUUAAUAAAAGCAAAACGAGAGAAACCAAAAUCUGUUCAACUUUACAAUCAAAUAGGAAAUUUUUGGCGUAUAAAAGGUGAUGCACAAAGAUCAAUUGAAUGCUUUCGAAGAGCACUUGCUGUAUCACCACAUAAUGCAGAAGUAUUAUUAAAUUUAGCUCGAGUAUUAUUAGUUCAACAAUAUUUGGAUGAUGCAACAUAUUUAGCAAGACGUUCUUUAGAAUUGCAACCUCCAGAUCGUAAUGCUUGGGAACAAUAUCUUACACUUGGACAAAUAUUUAAAGCAUAUGGCCAUUAUCAAGAAGCAGCAGUACAUUUACGACAUGCCUUGGAAUUAAAACCAGAUCUCUCUGAAGCUGCAGAAGCUUUAAGAGAGGUACUUGGAGUACUUUUAGUAGUUUUAAGCAGUGUAGAAUGUGAUGAAGAUUCUAGUUUAGUUAAUGGACAACUUCAACGUCCAGUUCAACGUCAUUUUAGUCGCGCUAUGGCUAUGCGCAGUUUACGACUUAAUGUUGCUCGUAAUAAACGUUGUUGAUUAUUUAUUAAAAAUAUAAAUAAUCUUGUGAUAUAAUAGAACCUUGAUUAAUGCAUAUGAACAUUAUUCAUUAUAUUGUGAUGAGCAUAGUUUCAUAUUUUGUGGACAAACAAAUGAUGAUUUAUAAAAAGCAUAUAAAUCUUAGACUGAUUGUUUGAAAUAUUUGUUGCAUAAAUCUUGAUAUUUACAUAUAUUUUUAAUUAUAUUUCGUGCAAUAAUCAAAGUUCUACUAUAGAAUAAAAUUUUCAACUGUUAUUAUGUAUGUAAUUGCAAAGUAUUAUUUGUAAUAUGAUUUUUAAUAAUUAUUUAGUAUAUUAAUAAUUAUGCAAUUUAUUAUAAUUAUAAAUGAAAAUAUACAAUAAAAAGCAAUACUAUUUUUCAUUUACUACGAAAAGAAAAAUAAUGUUAAAUAUGUGCAUAUACAUACACGCGUAUACAUAUUUUAUUAUUACUUUCGUGAAUGGAAUGUAAUUUACGGAAUUAUGAGAUAUUUUUGUUAAAUAUUACAUAGAUAACAUAGAUAAUAUUAACAAUAUUAUUUAAUAUCAUUUACAAUAUACAAUGAUAUUAAAA